UGACUAUUUUUAUGUCGCAAAGAACGGUGCGAGUCUGCGAGUUAACCUUAUCGUGUAUAGAAACACAUAUGAUACUUUUCCUUUGUAUAGAAAUGCUGAGUAAAGUUAUCUAAUUUUUUUAGUGUUUACAAUUACCUUACAUCACAGCGUGUUUAUUAAUAUAAAACAUGGCCUGGACGGGAUACCAGAAGUUCCUAGCCCUGAUGAUGGUAGUCACAGGCUCCAUCAACACUUUGAGCACUAAGUGGGCCGACAAAGUUGAAUCAAAGGGAUCAGAUGGUGUUGUUAGAGUUUUUGAGCAUCCUUUCUUGCAGGCUGCAGCUAUGUUUCUAGGUGAAAUGCUGUGCUUACUUGUAUUCAAACUGAUAUAUUUUAAGACCCGGAAUACAGGGGGCCACCAACUGACACAGGGCAACCAGAGUUUUAAUCCCUUCAUCUUGAUGCCAGCAGCUAUGUUUGAUUUAGUGGGGACCUCGAUCAUGUAUGUGGGGUUGACACUUACAUACGCUAGCAGUUUUCAAAUGUUUCGAGGGUCUGUUAUAAUAUUUGUGGCAGCAUUCUCCACUAUCUUCCUUGACAAACAAAUCAUCAAGAGAGAGUGGGCGGGCAUAGGUGGCGUGAUCCUGGGGCUGGUGAUCGUGGGGUCGACGGACGCCAUCUUCCGCGAGCCCGGCGAGACCAAGGGGCCCAACAGCCUCAUUACCGGCGACCUGCUCAUCAUCGUGGCGCAGGUCGUCACCUCCUGCCAGAUGGUCUACGAAGAGAAAUACGUUAGAGGGUUGAACAUCCCGCCGCUACAGGCGGUGGGGUGGGAGGGGGUGUUCGGGUUCUCGACGCUGUCGGCGCUGCUGGUGGUGUUCUACUGGACGCCGGCGCCGCCGCACUUCGGCCACAACGCGCGCGGCACCGUCGAGGACGCCAUCGACGGCCUGGUGCAGAUAGGAAAUAAUCCAGUGCUGCUAGUGGCGAUUCUCGGCACGAUAGUUUCGAUUGCUUUCUUCAACUUCGCCGGCAUCAGCGUGACGAAAGAAAUGUCUGCCACCACCAGGAUGGUGCUUGAUUCCGUUCGGACGCUGGUGAUCUGGAUGGUGUCGCUGGCGGUGCGCUGGCAGGUGUUCCACUGGCCGCACCUGCUCGGGUUCGCCGUGCUCAUCUACGGCAUGGCGGAGUACAACGCGCUGGUGCCGCGCUGCCGGCGCGCGCCCGCCGCCGCGCCGCCCGCGCCCGCCAGCGCCGCCGCCGACCACGACGACGACCAAGAGGAGCCCUAGCCCCGCCC
Molecule: messenger RNA, 1279 nt
Organism: Cydia fagiglandana
Lineage: Eukaryota; Metazoa; Arthropoda; Insecta; Lepidoptera; Tortricidae
Gene: Tango9
Product: solute carrier family 35 member F6
Exons: 8
Coding region: 168-1271 (367 amino acids)
Cellular component (GO): intracellular membrane-bounded organelle; membrane
Source: RefSeq, a predicted model, not a curated record